GGGGGGAUAACGUGAAGAGGCGAAGGUCUGGCUUGGAGGAGGAUCGGGGCGUCCGCGCUCGCUCCCCGUUUCCUAGCCGGUGUGCAUCCUGGAUGAGGAAGCGCCGCGGCGCCUGAAGGAGCGGCCGGUGGACAGCGCGGACUUCCCGCGGGCCGGAGACUGGUGCUCGGGGGCCUCGCGUUGCUUGAGACCCGGCGCCCCCGCCCUGUAGGCGGCCGGUCCCCCCUCCACCAUGGCCGAGCUGAUCCAGAAAAAGCUGCAGGGAGAGGUGGAGAAAUAUCAGCAGCUGCAGAAAGACUUGAGCAAAUCCAUGUCGGGGAGGCAGAAGCUGGAGGCCCAGCUGACGGAAAAUAACAUCGUGAAGGAGGAGCUGGCCUUGCUGGAUGGAUCCAACGUGGUCUUCAAGCUCCUGGGACCCGUGCUGGUCAAGCAGGAGCUAGGGGAGGCUCGGGCCACGGUGGGGAAGAGGCUGGACUACAUCACAGCGGAAAUUAAACGCUACGAAUCGCAGCUGCGGGACCUUGAGCGGCAGUCGGAGCAACAGAGGGAGACCCUUGCCCAGCUGCAGCAGGAGUUCCAGCGAGCCCAGGCAGCAAAGGCUCCUGGGAAGGCCUGACCCCAUGGAAGGGGGAGGGGAGGGAGGGGUGAGGCAGCUCCGGGGUCUACUCUAGAAUAGCCAAUAAAAUGCAAACCAAGUCCGUUCUUUCUGCCCACUCUUUUCCUCCCUUCCUCUGGGAUACAGUUCUUGACAUGGAGUCUCUGGCGGUGUUCUGGCGUUGUUUUCCUUCCUGGUACUGAGAACUAAAAUCCGGGCUUUGCCUGUGCGCCUUCA
Molecule: messenger RNA, 832 nt
Organism: Mesocricetus auratus (golden hamster)
Lineage: Eukaryota; Metazoa; Chordata; Mammalia; Rodentia; Cricetidae
Gene: Pfdn6
Product: prefoldin subunit 6
Exons: 4
Coding region: 233-616 (127 amino acids)
Biological process (GO): chaperone-mediated protein complex assembly; protein folding
Cellular component (GO): cytoplasm; prefoldin complex
Molecular function (GO): protein-folding chaperone binding
Source: RefSeq, a predicted model, not a curated record